Cyclospora cayetanensis is the source of this 1584-nucleotide messenger RNA. RefSeq names its product calcium-dependent protein kinase 1. Bases 1 to 1584 code for a protein of 527 amino acids. Gene Ontology annotation, biological process: intracellular signal transduction; protein autophosphorylation; peptidyl-serine phosphorylation. Gene Ontology annotation, cellular component: cytoplasm; nucleus. The transcript is spliced from 10 exons. The record is from RefSeq and is a predicted model, not a curated record. Lineage: Eukaryota; Apicomplexa; Conoidasida; Eucoccidiorida; Eimeriidae. Gene Ontology annotation, molecular function: calcium-dependent protein serine/threonine kinase activity; calcium/calmodulin-dependent protein kinase activity; ATP binding.
AUGGGGUGCGUCCCGUCGAAAUCUAAAGGGACUAGAACCGGCUCCAAUGCUGAGGAUGGAAAAAAGCAGUCUGACGACCGGACUCAGGCGCAGAAUUCCUCCGGCGCUGAGGGUAAAAGCGGCGAAAAGCCUCAGAAGGAUGCCAUGGCGAUGACUCCAGGGAUGUACAUCGUGCAGCAGAGGGGUCACUUGAGCGACCGGUUCCAGCGAGUGAAGAAGCUUGGCAGCGGAGCUUAUGGGGAGGUGUUGCUGUGCAAGGACAAACAAACGGGCGCUGAACGGGCCAUUAAAAUCAUCAAAAAAUCCUCCGUUUCCGCACCCAGCAGCGGCGCUCUUUUGGAGGAAGUUGCGGUGCUCAAGCAGCUCGAUCAUCCGAACAUCAUGAAGCUAUAUGAAUUCUUUGACGAUAAAAGGAACUAUUAUCUUGUAAUGGAAGUGUAUCGGGGGGGCGAGUUGUUCGACGAGAUCAUCUCGCGUCAAAAAUUUUCCGAGGUAGAUGCAGCAGUGAUCAUGAAGCAAGUCCUCAGUGGCGUCUUGUACCUGCACAACCACAGCAUCGUCCACCGCGAUCUGAAACCUGAGAACCUGUUACUCGAGAGCAGAGCUAAGGACGCUCUAAUCAAAAUUGUAGACUUCGGACUAUCGGCACACUACGAGGUUGGCGGGAAGAUGAGAGAAAGACUAGGAACCGCAUAUUACAUUGCUCCUGAGGUACUGAGAAAGAAAUACGACGAGAAGUGCGAUGUCUGGUCUUGUGGAGUCAUCCUCUACAUCCUCCUUUGCGGUUAUCCGCCAUUCGGCGGCCAGACUGACCAAGAGAUUCUAAAGAGGGUGGAACGAGGCAAGUUCUCGUUCGAGAUGCCAGAUUGGGGUCAUGUGUCUGAGGAGGCGAAGGAUCUUGUGCGGAAGAUGCUUACCUAUGACUCAAGUAAAAGGAUUUCGGCCGAAGAAUGCUUGAGUCAUCCUUGGAUUGUUAAAUUCUCGGCGCAAAAAGACACAGAUAUGUCCAAGCAUGCACUUACUGGGGCUCUUGGCAAUAUGAAGAAAUUCCAGUCUACGCAGAAGCUGGCGCAGGCAGCAAUGCUCUUUAUGGGCUCUAAACUGACGACUGUCGAGGAAACAAAGGAGCUAACUACAAUCUUCAGGGCCCUAGACAAAAACGGGGACGGGCAACUGGAUAGAAAAGAGCUGAUUGAGGGAUACAGAAAGCUGCUGGAGUGGAAGGGCGAGACGGGUGAAGUGGAUGAAGCGACGAUCGAAUCGGAGGUUGACCAAAUUCUGGCAACGGUUGACUUCGACAAGAACGGUUAUAUUGAGUAUUCUGAGUUUGUAACGGUCUGCAUGGACAAACAGCUGCUGCUUUCGCGCGAACGGCUUCUCCAGGCCUUCCAGCAAUUUGACAGCGAUGGCUCUGGAAAGAUUACGAAUGACGAGCUAGCCAAGCUGUUUGGCAUCACGGCGAUAGACGAUAAGGCUUGGCACGAGGUCCUCGUUGAAUGUGACAAAAACAACGAUGGAGAGGUUGACUUUGACGAGUUCGUCGAAAUGAUGCAGAAAAUAUGCGACGUUAAAGUGCGCAACUAG